UAAUAUUUGGGGCUAUGCCCAAAGCAAAGGAGUGUUCAGUGGCCUGCUUCCUUUACAUUUCUCUGCUCAUCAGGUAGUUGUAUUCACUAUGUUAAGGUAAUUUUAAACAUAAAUUCAGAUUUAAAAUGACAACACAUCCACUCAUCAUUUGGGUAAAAAAUCAUGUGGUUGGACUUAAUUUCCUUCAGAGUUUACAUUAUUUUGUUGAUGUAAUUGCUCAUAACGCGCCAUUAUCAUUUUAAGAUCUUUACACACAAUGUUGAAACUAAAUCAUUUUCACUUUUGCCUCCAAUAAUGUCUGACACUUAUUUUUAGGUUACAUUUUGGUUGGAAUUUGAUGUUAAAGUUUACAAUUGGAACUAUGCAUUUUCAAAGAAAGAACAUAAACAGCAAAUGUAAGUACUGAAUUGUAUUUUUUCCUUUUACUAAGAAUUAAACACCCUUGUUGUGAUCAGCAAUGCCCAAUUUUUUAUCACUGACUUUGAUUUGCAUCUAUCUAUCAUAAAAGUAAGAAACUACACACUUUUAACCAACCUGAAAGAUUUGGGGCUUUUGGGAAAGCAUUUGGGGCCUGAGCCCCAUAAGCCAACCCCUCACUCCACCUAUGGCGUGGACCAUACUAAAAUACCAUUAACAAAGACCCAACAUUAUUUAGUUAGGGAUGUGCUAGUGCAUGUGUUAGUUAGGGAUUACUGGCACAAUGUUGGUAACAUCUGGUAAUGGCUUAAGAUCACAGAUCACACAUCGGCGGGAUGUACUUAUAUUAAGUAAGUGGUGAAGAAAUACAUAAGCAUUUUCCUAAUGUGGGGGUCAGAAAGCUAAAAUGGGAUAUUAUGUCAUACUUUAGGAAGAUGCUAAUAAACACAUAAUAUAAUGUGAGGGAAAUAGUACAAAUAAUUUAAAUCCAUCCACAGUAAACAAUAUUGCACAUUAAUAUAAGGAAAUUAUAGCACAUACAUGCAUUGAAAUGCAUGGAUAUUCAUAAAAUGACACAACAUUUUUUGCUUGGCUGGCUGGCUAAGGGGGCCUGGGUAAUUUACUUUCUGGGGGCCCAAAAGCACUGGCUUCGCCCCUGACCUCAAUGAUUACCUUGCUGAAAGAACCGUCAGUUUUGAUAUUUCCAGUACCCUUUACACCAUGAGCCCAGUUUAAAGCAACUUUUAUCAAAGCUACAGUGGAGAGGAAACCCGUUGUUCAACAGUAAGAAACCUCAAGCAGAACCAGAUUCAUGUUAAACAGUCAAGUGCCUGACUGUAUUGCACAGUAGGCCACAGUAUACAAUUUGGCACCACAGCUGUUCCAUAGGAUGACCUCCCUCCUACUGUGAUGCAAUGGGGUUUCAAAGUGGUUCCCACCAAUAUAACAAAAAGAUUGUCUGACUCCUCUGUUGAAUAAAUAUAUCAUAAAUUCAAUAAUAGUUCCAGAUAGCAUUGCAUCGUGGUAUAAGGAUAUGUCAGAGACGACCAAAAAUAAAAUUAAGACAACUAGAAGACAAUAAGGUGCAGACAGGAAUGCAAGAGGGGCUGUAUUUUACAAGGCGCCAAGCAUUCUCCGGAGAAACAUAACAGUAAUGUUUAUGUGUCAUAGUCUAUAAACGUUUCAUAUUAUACUUGUUCAAUUCUGAGCAGGACCAUUAAGCCACAUUUUACAAGGACAGUGAACGUUGAUGUCACCCCGAGGACAUGUAACGGUUGAUUCAAUUUUUGUUUUAAAUUUUAAUGUUCCGUCGAGAUAGCUUUUGUCCUUCCCAUUUUCUCCUCAGAUGACCAACAUCGUCGCCUAUAUAUGUUCGGUUGGAAAUGUGAGUCUGUUGUUGUUGUCUCCGGGGAUAAAAACAGUCGCUGUGAUCCCGCUGACCCUGCUCGGUGGUCUCCAUUGAGCUGAAAAUCCUCCCCCGGGCGCGCGACAGCUGAUGGAGCGGAGUCACCUCGGAUCACCAGCGGCUGCAGCACACCGGCCUCCAUUUUAACUCCGACACCGAGCCGUACCUCACGUGUCCUGGGCUGUCUCUCUCACAUGACCCGAGUGUUUGUUCCCGUGAUCAGCACUUCCAUCUCCGUCUGUGACACCGAAUAUCACUUUUUAUCCCAACACUGAUGGAUAUGCUUGAACCGAGUCUGGACAACGCAAGCCAAGAAAAGCAAGAGGAAGAAGUUGUCCAGACAUCUGAAGACGGAACAGGAGAGGAGCAGACAGCUGUUACCAUAGCCAGCGUUCAGCAGGCUGCAGCGUUUGGAGACCAUAACAUUCAGUACCAGUUCCGCACGGAGGGGGGGCAGGUUACGUAUCGUGUUGUUCAGGUAACCGACCAGCAGCUUGAAGCAAGAGACGAUGGAGGAGGAGCAGUGAGUGUUGUCUCUACGGCCGCCUUUACUGGGGCUCCUCAGGCUGUGGCUCAGGCUGUGAUCCAGAACCCUUUCAGUAAUGGAGGAAGCCCAGCGGGAGAGGCGGUGGGAGGGGAGACGCGCUUUGCUUACUUUCCCGCAACCGCGGUGAGCGACGGGACUGUGUCUGUGCAGGCCGCUGCAGACCCCACGCUUACACAGGCAGGGGGUCAGUUUUAUGUGAUGAUGACGCCUCCGGAUGUCAUUCAGACGGGCACACAAAGAACCAUCGCUCCACGCACACAGCCCUACCCCGCAGAUGAAAACGAGCUGCUGCAGCAGGAAGGUUUAAACUGGAAAAUGGAUGGACCACGAACGCCAAGAGAUGAAAGGAGAAGAGCGCAGCAUAAUGAAGUUGAGAGGCGACGAAGAGACAAGAUCAACAACUGGAUUGUCACACUUUCAAAGAUCAUCCCAGACUGCAAUAUGGACAGCACCAAGACCGGAGCUAGCAAAGGAGGCAUCCUGUCUAAAGCCUGUGACUACAUCCGUGAGCUGAGGCAAAGCAACCAGCGGCUGCAGGAGAGUCUGAAAGAAGUGGAGAGGAUACAGGUGGAUAACGAGCUGUGCAGGCAACAGAUUGAAGAGCUGAAGAAUGAGAAUGCUUUGCUGCGAGCGCAACUCCAGCAGCACGGCAUCGAGAUGGUUGGAGAGACGCCGCCGCAGUGAAGCAGAGACAAAAAGAAAACAGGACAGGGAGGGGCAUCGCCACUCAGACAUACGAAUGAUGUGGUGCAAAAGGAGGCAAGAGAGAUGAUGGAGAAAGGACUCAGACUUUCUUUUUAGUGAAUGCAUCCUCCCCUGAGUUCCCAGGUCACGACUCCUUAACCAGCCUGAUGUGGCUGUACUUGACUGUUCCAAUCCUAUUGAGAUUACCACCUUCAGCAGAAACGUGCUCGGAGAAAAAAUGCCGACUCACCUCCAUCAGAGUGCUGCUUCACGAGCACGAGCUAUGAAAAGACCCUCUGCUGAACUUUGUUUUGUAUUUAUGUAGCCUCACUCAUGGACGGUUUGUCUUUUAAUUUUUUCCCUGUCUGUAUUUUUCCCUCAGAGUUAUUAAUUUUAACUUAGUUGAUGCUUUUAUUCUGUUUGUUUUUCUGUAUUAAUAUGUUGUUUUUAGAUGCUUUAAUUUAUUAGUCCGCUUGCUGACAGAAGCCUUGAUGGAGACCAGUUACAGAGAAGCUCAUGCACGCCAGAGAAGAUUGAAUAUUAAGUGGAAAAUCAUCAAAAGUAUGCAAAAGAUGAUGACUCUGCAGACAUGAAUAAUGCCACACACAGUGUACCUGGACCCAAAGACAAACGGGGAGCCUGUGGGCUGAUUAAUGUAAAUAUGAAUCUCUUGUUUUAAUACAGAUGUUACAGAGUAUUAGAGCAGAUUAUCUCUGGGAGCAAACAAUCAAUAUCUCAUUAACUUCAUGCUGGCCCUUUGUUAUAAUAAUGAUGUGUGCAAUCUGGGAGCUUGUUAUAAAAAAUAGAGUGGUAUACUUGAAUUGUCGGGCAUUUGCUUGAACAGAAAAUUGCUCAAAGGUCAAAUAAUUUAUUAAGAAAGAGCCGACUGUUUAAUGCAGUUUAAUGAUAGAUUAAAAUGUGCAAACCCUGCAUGCUAAAGAGGAGAAGAGAUUCAAACUUCUUCCAAACUUCAUCCAGGUGUUGUGGUUUUUCUCCUCCUUUUGUUCACGUGUGAUUUACCAGUGUCUCAGUACGUGUACGAACAAUCCCCACAUGUUCCAUUUCAAGCUGUUUGCUCUAUUUUGGUAUUGCAACACUUCAAAUGGAGCUCAACGCACAUGGGGGGAGGAGGCACCCUGGAGAGUGGUGCUCAAAGACUCUCUGCUCGCUAUGAAAAAGGAGUACACACAAAUUCUGUGUCGCACUUCUUAGUCGAGCACGACUUGCUCUCCGGGAAAGAGAGGAAAUAGUUUGAAAGCAGGCAACUUGCAUAUUUCUCCACCCACUCAGGCGAACAAUAAGUAAACUGUAAUUGGUUGUACAAACAGCAAAAGCCAAUAUUAAUUUUGUUGAUGGUUUUGUGAAUGAAUAUACAUGAUGUGUUUUUGUUGCGCUCUGGGCGAUGUGAGUGAAAGUGGGAGAGAGAUAUCAAGAUUUGGAGCCACUUAGUGGAGCACGAUUGAUUCUUUCUGUGUCAACAGCUCAGGAUGCAGCAAAGUAAAAGCAGCAGUCACACCCCUGGCUAAAUCAGGCAGACGAUCUCAUUUUAAUAUCUCAGACAGUGCAAGUUAACAGCUUGUGCUUUGGAAGUGCUGCUCUACUACUACUGCUCCAUUCAAACCUGAUAGGAAAAGUGCAAGUGUCUUAUCCAUCAAACGAGGCUCCUAGCCAAAGUUGAAUGAUAGAUGUUUUGCAGCAGAAAUUUUUUUACACCUCAGCAAGAGGGGAGCAGAGAAAUGUGAAUGUGAAGGCAUGAAUAAUGCUCCUGAAGAUGGAUGUUCACAAAUGAAAGGUCACUUGUGGCUAAUUUUUUUUCUUGCAUUUCUUUUUUGAAAUGGCAAAAGGAAGAAAAAAAAGACUCCUUUUCUCUCUGUAGCAGCCGCACUGUUCUCAGGAUAGAUUGUAAGACAUCUUUUCUAAGUAAAAAAGGUGGAAAAUAAAACUUUCACUGGCUGAUAACCUUUAUUGA
Cheilinus undulatus (humphead wrasse) is the source of this 5022-nucleotide messenger RNA. RefSeq names its product upstream stimulatory factor 2. Lineage: Eukaryota; Metazoa; Chordata; Actinopteri; Labriformes; Labridae. The record is from RefSeq and is a predicted model, not a curated record. Gene Ontology annotation, molecular function: protein dimerization activity; RNA polymerase II cis-regulatory region sequence-specific DNA binding; DNA-binding transcription factor activity, RNA polymerase II-specific. The coding region runs from base 2097 to 3053 and encodes 318 amino acids. Gene Ontology annotation, biological process: regulation of transcription by RNA polymerase II. The transcript is spliced from 11 exons.